AUGGAGGUUCAGGACAGAGCAGAGCUCUGCUUUCCACAUCUCCCCAACAUCUCCUGCAGGAGGCCGCUGUCUUCUGGGUUCGAAGCUGUGAUUCUGAACAUUCUGCUUUUCUCCUUCACUGUGCUCACUAUAGCUCUCAACCUGCUCGUCAUCAUCUCAGUCUCCCACUUCAGGCAGCUCCACACACCCACCAACAUCCUGCUGCUCUCUCUGGCUGUAUCAGACUUUCUUGUGGGCAUUGUGGUGGUUCCAGGAAUAAUUGUCACACAGAUAUCCUGCUGGUUUGUGGGUGAUGUCCUAUGUUCUCUGAGUGCUUAUAUAUGCUUCAUCAUGAUUUCUUCCUCAGUAGGAGACAUGGUGCUCAUAUCAAUUGACCGUUAUGUGGCUAUUUGUGAUCCUCUGCAUUAUACCACCAAAAUCACUGUGAGGAGAGUUAAACUCUGUGUUUGUCUGUGUUGGCUCUUUUCUGCCUUAUUCAGCAUUGUCUUUACAAAAAAUAACCUGACUCAUCCAGGUAAGUAUAAUUCCUGUCAUGGAGAGUGUGUGAUUGUCAUUGACAAUAUUUCAGGGGUUGUUGACCUUGUACUGAGCUUUAUUAUUCCAGUUAGUCUCAUCAUAAUCCUGUAUAUGAGAGUCUUUGUGGUGGCUGUGUCUCAGGCUCGUGCCAUGCGCUCUCAUGUUACAGCUGGGACACUCCAGGUUUCACUGAUAUCAAAGAAAUCUGAGUUGAAAGCAGCCAGGACUCUUGGUAUUAUUGUAGUUGUCUUUCUAGUAUGUUGCUUCCCAUAUUAUUGUGCGUCUCUUGUAGCAGACAAGUUCUCCAAUACUUUAUUUGAAUCUUUUGCGCUCUCUCUGUUGCAUUUUAACUCCUGUCUGAACCCUGUUAUAUAUGCCAUGUUCUACCCCUGGUUUAGAAAAGCUAUUAAACUCAUUGUGACUCUUCAGAUACUGCAGUCUGGCUCCUCUGAUGUCAACAUACUGUAG
Scomber japonicus (chub mackerel) is the source of this 984-nucleotide messenger RNA. Its product is annotated as trace amine-associated receptor 13c-like. The record is from RefSeq and is a predicted model, not a curated record. Gene Ontology annotation, molecular function: trace-amine receptor activity. Gene Ontology annotation, cellular component: membrane. Bases 1 to 984 code for a protein of 327 amino acids. Gene Ontology annotation, biological process: G protein-coupled receptor signaling pathway. The transcript has 2 exons. NCBI's taxonomy places the organism in Eukaryota, Metazoa, Chordata, Actinopteri, Scombriformes, Scombridae.